This is a messenger RNA of Penicillium odoratum, 1485 nucleotides long. Its product is annotated as MATE family efflux transporter. The transcript has 2 exons. The record is from RefSeq and is a predicted model, not a curated record. Gene Ontology annotation, molecular function: xenobiotic transmembrane transporter activity; antiporter activity. The coding region runs from base 1 to 1485 and encodes 494 amino acids. Gene Ontology annotation, biological process: xenobiotic detoxification by transmembrane export across the plasma membrane. Lineage: Eukaryota; Fungi; Ascomycota; Eurotiomycetes; Eurotiales; Aspergillaceae. Gene Ontology annotation, cellular component: membrane.
AUGUCUCAUGCCAGUGCCGAGCCCGAUAUAGGAAAUGCCCCGCCCGAUGAGCACACCCCACUCCUCCCAGACCAACCAUCGGAUACUACCAAAUGGAGCCGAGUAGAAGGGCAAACACUCUUUUAUACCCGGGAGAAAGGUUUCUUCGCAGAAUAUUGGGGACUGUUGAAGGACUCAUUGCCAGUGAUAUUAGGGUAUGCGUUACAAAUGAGCAUCCAAACAACAACCACGAUUAUUAUAGGACAAUCAUCGCCUAUGAAUUUGGCUGUCGCCGCUUUUACACAGAUGUUUGCACUCGUCACUGGAGGAAUGAUCGCUCUAGGAGGAACAACUGCCCUCGAUACGAUUGGUUCGUCCGCAUACACUGGCGGGAACAAGCACGAUCUUGGAAUCUUGCUUCUGCGGGCGCUCAUGGUUUUGAGCGGCUUCUUUAUUCCUGUUGCCAUUCUCUGGGCAAGUUCCAAUCCUUUAUUUAGGGCUCUUGGUCAAGAUCCGGAGCUUGCCUACCUUAGUUCGCGGUAUCUGACUGUGUUUAUUCCGGGUGGGCUGGGAUAUAUCUUCUUCGAAGUCAUGAAGAAGUAUUUACAAGCCCAAGAGAUCAUGAGAGCUGGGACAUAUGUUAUGAUGGUCGUCUUACCAUGCCAUAUCGCCAUCACCUAUCUUUUCUGCUAUACACUGGGGAUCGGGUUGCUUGGUGCCCCUUUAGCCUCUGACAUCUCCUACUGGCUAGCCGUUGCACUCCUAGUACUUUACAGCAAAUACAUCGCUGGCUCCGAGUGCUGGGGUGGAUGGUCAAUGGCGGCCUUCGACAACAUCUGGACCUUCGUGCGGCUAUCAUUCCUGGGCAUCAUGCACAUCGGAACGGAGUGGUGGGCAUUUGAGAUUGUGGCAUUGGCCGCCGGACGCCUGGGUACAAUCGCACUGGCAGCUCAGAGCGUGAUCAUGACUGCCGAUUCCGUGAUGAACACAAUACCCUUUGGCCUCGGCGUGGCAACUUCAUCUCGAAUUGGCAAUCUGCUCGGAGCCCGCAGUGGGAAGAGUGCGGCACGUACGGCUCAUACUUCUGCCUUCCUUGCAAUCAUACUGGGAUCAGUCGUUCUAGUCAUACUGAUGGGCAGCCGUAAUCACUUUGCCAAAAUCUUCAACAAAGACCCACGAGUAGCGGAGCUGGUGUCAGAAAUCAUGCCACUGGUCGCUGUUUUCCAAAUUGCAGAUGGCCUGAAUGGAAGUUGUGGUGGCAGUUUGCGUGGUAUGGGCCGACAGCAUAUCGGCGCUGCUGUGAACGUGAUCAGCUACUAUAUAUUUGCUCUGCCACUGGGUAUUUACCUUGCUUUUCAUGGUUGGGGACUAAAAGGCCUCUGGGUUGGCCAAUGUGCUGCACUAUACUGUGUUGGAAUUGUGCAAUGGAUCAUGGUUGCACGUAGUCGAUGGGACAAGGAGGUGCUCAAGGCAUUCAGGCGUAUGGAUACCCAUGAUGACCAGUAA